Oncorhynchus keta (chum salmon) is the source of this 1736-nucleotide messenger RNA. RefSeq names its product zinc finger protein 79-like. The record is from RefSeq and is a predicted model, not a curated record. The transcript is spliced from 2 exons. Bases 1 to 654 code for a protein of 217 amino acids. Lineage: Eukaryota; Metazoa; Chordata; Actinopteri; Salmoniformes; Salmonidae.
AUGGAGUCUCUCCAGAUCAGAACACCUCAAGAAACACUGCAGAGAUCGAAAGGGAAGAGAACUCACUGCUGCUCUGACUGUGGGAAGAGAUUCACCUCAUCAGGCAUUACAAUUCAUCAGAGAAUACACACAGGAGAGAAACCGUAUAGCUGUGAUCAAUGUGGGGAGAGUUUUGUUCAAUCUGGCCAUCUGACAUCACACCAGAGAACACACACAGGAGAGAAAUCUUAUAGGUGUGAUCAAUGUGGGAAGAGAUUUGGUCAAUCUGGAGAACUGACUGUGCACCAGAGAAUACACACAGGAGAUAAAUCCUAUAGCUGUUAUCAAUGUGGGAAGAGUUUUGUUCAAUCUGGCCAUCUGACAUCACACCAGAGAACACACACAGGAGAGAAGUCCUAUAGCUGUGAUCAAUGUGGGAACAGUUUUGUUCGGUCUGACCAUCUGACUCUACACCAGAGAACACACACAGGAGAGAAAACGUAUAGCUGUGAUGAAUGUGGAAAGAGUUUUACUUCAUCUAACCAUCUUAUUGUACACCAGAGAACACACACAGGAGAGAAACCUCAUAGAUGUGAUCAAUGUGACAAGAGAUACUCUGAUAAAAGCCAUCUGAUCAAACAUCACAAAAUACAUACAUGGAGGAGGUUUUCAUGAUAUCAAUGAAAUAUCCCACUUAGCAAAAUGUAGUUGAAAAUGAGACUAAGUCCGAAGUCCAAUAUACAUAGGUUGAAAGUGAAAGUUGAGAAGAUGUUUUUCUGGUAAUUUAACUUAAUUUCAACGUACUUGCAGCCUAUACACAUGGAUGCAGUGUAAUAAAUGAGUCUAUAAUCAAUUAUAUUAACAAUCCUACAUCACUCCAGUAUUUCUUAACAUUCAAGUGCUUACUUGUCUUUAUUCCACUACUGAAGAAGCACGACUCACAUCACCUCAUAUUUCAAACAUUCAGCCUGCCAAAAUAUUUGUUUUAUUAUUCCAUGCCUCACCACCAAGUUAAUUAUUGCCAAUACAUUUUAACAAAGGAGUGUACAUUUGGUUUUGAUCAUUCAUAUUUACAAUUCAUGUAACAUUUAGUAAUCAUAAUUAUUUAUGCAACCAACUGACAAUUUUUGGCUACAAUUAUAUUGACAUUGUUGCCCUGCUUAUAAAAUACCAGAGUUCAUUCUCAGAUGUGCCAACCCAAAUGUACUAGAGCAUGACAUUGGGGACUGGGCCCCGAUCCAACAACAUCCUUAUCAAGUGAACCCUGAAAAGUGAGAGAAGCUCCGCAGGGAGGUGGAAAGUUACUACAGAUAUUAAGGAAUGAGAAGCUAGUGAGUUUUAGGAAGAUGAGAGUUCUAGAAGCUGGUGAGUUUUAGGAAAUCAAAUCAAAUUAUAUAGCCCUCCGUACAUCAGCUGAUAUCUCAAAGUGCUGUACAGAAACCCAGCCUAAAACCCCAAACAACAAGCAAUGCAGGUGUAGAAGCACGAUGGCUAGGAAAAACUCCCUAGAAAGGCCAAAACCUAGGAAGAAACCUAGAGAAGAACCAGGCUAUGUGGGGUGGCCAGUCCUCUUCUGGCUGUGCCGGGUGGAGAUUAUGACAGAACAUGGCCAAGAUUUUCAAAUGUUCAUAAGUGACCAGCAUGGUCCAAUAAUAAUAAGGCAGAACAGUUGAAACUGGAGCAGCAGCACGGCCAGGUGGUCUGGGGACAGCAAGGAGUCAUCAUGGCAGGUAGUCCUGAGGCAUGGUCCUAGGGCU